AUGUCCGAUAAUAUUGACAUUAUCAUUAAAUCAUCAGGAGAUGCCAAGUAUGAAUUGAAUGUAUCACCAUCGCUAACAAUCUUGGAAUUAAAGAACUUAAUAGCUGAGAAAGCAUCUAUUGAGGCAGGACGGCAAAGAUUGAUUUAUUCAGGAAAGGUCUUAAAAGAUACGGAGACAAUCGCCUCAUACAAGGUUCAAUCGGGUCAUACUAUUCACUUAGUCAAAAGUGCUGGAGGAUCAAAACCAGCAGGGGCUCAGCAAUCGUCUUCUACAAGUAGUGAUAAUGGUACUAACAAUACAUCGCCAACACCAAAUGUUCCCUCUAAUAUUGCCGCUGGUCAAGGUUCAUUCAAUCCGUUGGCAGAUCUCACUGGUGCACGCUAUGCUGGGUAUUCUCAGCUUCCUUCGGCGUCCAUGUUUGGACCUGAUGGAGGAAUGAAUUCAGGAAUGCCUGACCCUGAACAGCUUUCUCUGAUGAUGUCCAAUCCAAUGUUUCAAGAAAGUAUGAAUUCGCUCUUAUCUAAUCCUCAGAUGUUGGACUAUAUGAUAAAUCAGAAUCCCCAAUUGAGAGCAAUGGGUCCACAAGCGAGAGAAAUGCUACAAAGUCCAUUUUUCAGGCAAAUGCUCUCAAAUCCUGAGUUAAUGAGAUCGAUGAUGGAGAUGAGCAGAGGCUCUGGAAUGGGUGGAUUUGGUGGUGGUGCCCUGCCUUCUGCUUUUCCUGCUCCUGGCGAAAACCCUACUGUUGGUUCAGAAACAACAGAGUCUACAGAAACCUCUAAUCCAAAUGCUACUAACCAGAGCCCAAGUAAUGCUGCCGCUAAUCCGUUCGCUUCUUUGUUUCCCAAUGGUAUGCCACCUGUUGAUCCUUUCUCUAUGUUUGGUGGUGGUGGUGCUGCUGCUUCCCCUCCUGAUAACCGUCCUCCAGAAGAGCGCUACGAAGCUCAAUUGCGACAACUUAAUGACAUGGGAUUCUUUGAUUUUGACAGAAAUGUCGAGGCCUUGAGAAGAACUGGAGGAAGUGUCCAAGGUGCGAUUGAAUACCUCUUGAGCAACACAUGA
Molecule: messenger RNA, 1059 nt
Organism: Priceomyces carsonii
Lineage: Eukaryota; Fungi; Ascomycota; Pichiomycetes; Serinales; Debaryomycetaceae
Product: ubiquitin domain-containing protein DSK2
Exons: 1
Coding region: 1-1059 (352 amino acids)
Biological process (GO): ubiquitin-dependent protein catabolic process
Cellular component (GO): cytosol
Molecular function (GO): polyubiquitin modification-dependent protein binding
Source: RefSeq, a predicted model, not a curated record